Ixodes scapularis (black-legged tick) is the source of this 744-nucleotide messenger RNA. RefSeq lists its product as uncharacterized. Bases 1 to 744 code for a protein of 247 amino acids. The record is from RefSeq and is a predicted model, not a curated record. Gene Ontology annotation, molecular function: single-stranded RNA binding. The transcript has a single exon. Gene Ontology annotation, biological process: retrotransposition. Gene Ontology annotation, cellular component: ribonucleoprotein complex. NCBI's taxonomy places the organism in Eukaryota, Metazoa, Arthropoda, Arachnida, Ixodida, Ixodidae.
AUGUUCCUCGUUUUGUUGCUACUACUGUCGGGUGACGUCGAGCUAAACCCAGGUCCACCGACGAAAGCUGAGCAGAUGACAAAAAUAGAAACUAUGCUCGAAGGGCUAACGGUCAGUAUGGCCAAUGUUACGAUUAAACUUUCUACCAUAGAGAGUAAACAAGAAGAAUUUGAAAAAAAGCUUGACAACUUACUUAAAAGUAAUGACCACUUGGAAAAGCGUGUUGCUAAUUUUGAGGACCAGAACAAAAGGAUAGAGGAGCAUAUCGAUGACCUCGAAAACCGCAGCCGCCGGUGCAAUCUUGUGUUUUACGGCAUACCCGACGGAAAGCGCAAUGAAACCUGGGAGGAAUCAAAGAACCAUGUGGUACAAGUUUGCAAUGAUAUCAUGGAAAUCAAUCCUACUACGAUUCAGAGGGCGCACAGGAUCGGUUACUUUAAAGAUGGUUUCAAGAGACCAGUUAUAGUAAACUUUAUGUCUUGGACCGAAAAGGAAGAUAUUUUACACUCUGGAUUUAAAUUUAAGAACACCGACUUUAGUGUAUCCGAAGAUUUCAGUAAUUCACUUCGCGAAAAAAGACGUAAUCUAUGGAGCCACUCUAAACAAAUAAGGCAAGAUAAGAGCAACAAAGUGCAUCUUUCAUAUGACAAGCUAGUUGUGAACGGCGACGUGUUUAUCUGGGACGCUGAGCGAAAGGAGGCAGUCCCUGUGCGCAGAAAGAGAGGUACAAGGCCACAACAAUGA